Messenger RNA from Spizellomyces punctatus DAOM BR117, 2031 nucleotides. RefSeq lists its product as uncharacterized. Gene Ontology annotation, molecular function: metal ion binding; heme binding; indoleamine 2,3-dioxygenase activity. Gene Ontology annotation, cellular component: cytoplasm. Gene Ontology annotation, biological process: 'de novo' NAD+ biosynthetic process from L-tryptophan. The record is from RefSeq and is a predicted model, not a curated record. NCBI's taxonomy places the organism in Eukaryota, Fungi, Chytridiomycota, Chytridiomycetes, Spizellomycetales, Spizellomycetaceae. The transcript is spliced from 3 exons. The coding region runs from base 187 to 1848 and encodes 553 amino acids.
GUUUUGCCACUAGUUUUCCAACGUGGGCAUUUCUUCACAAAAGUCAACGCUUAAAAUUGUGACAAAUCCAAGUGCAUAAAUAGAGUUAGAUGUCGUCCCCCCCUUACUUUAUCUCUAGCAAUAAAACUCAAGAGUUACCGGUCCAACACUGAUUGUCUUUUAAACUUUUGCUUGCUAGUCAAAAAAAUGGCAUACCAAUUCAUGAAAUGGCCCCCAACAUCGCGCUUCGACCUUAUUCCGACCGCGCUGCAGCCUUACAUCGACCUCGCCGAUGAAGCAACAACCUGGCUUAACUUCUUCUCUCCAGCUGAGGUCGAAGAGCGCUAUGAGCAGUAUAUUGAUAAACUCAAUGGCCUGCUGGAUAGUACCAUGGACGCAAUUGCGUCUCUGGAGCCAGAUAGCGACGGAGCUUUCGAAGCCACACUCGCCCUGUUUACUGUUGCUGUCCACCAAUACCGGUGGAAACAUGUUCCAGUACUCCAAGAGACUCGCGACAUCAAAUCUAUGACGGUUCCGCCAUGUUUUAAAGUUCCCUUGUUGCAUCUGACCGGCAAAGUAGGCUUGCCUUUCGCCGGUUCUGUCUAUGCUCUCGUUGUCUGCAACUACGAUGCAGCAAGUGACGGCUCUCGAUUCAUGUUCAACAGCAUCUUACCAGGGGUGAUGCAAACAGAGAAGGGAUGGACAAAGAUGCUGUGGACGUUCGAACAAAAGAGCGCACCGUUCCUGGAGCAACUUGUUGAGCUCUGCACUGCUCUCGACGAUGAUAGCAUACCUGACAAGGAGAAAGUCAUUGCAGAGCACUUGGCAAUGACCAAGCGUCUAGCUGCAUCGGUAUUCAGGACACUCCACGAGUUUGAUUCCAAAAAGAUUAUCAGCUCCAAGUACUUUGCUCUUUACAUUGAAGGGCCCCAUGGUUGGGGAAUAGACGGCAUUGGCGGCGCUUCUGGUGCUCAAAUGCUUCCUGUUACCAGUUUGGACGCGAUCUUGAGUAUCAAAGGGGAAAGUAUGAUGUAUCGAGAGACGAUCAGGUCGCGUAGUGCGAUGACCACAAAGAUGCGCGAUUAUUUGAGUUUUCUCGACACCCAUGCGCCGAAACUCCGGGAACACUAUGCCCAUCUUCCCGAGUUUGUGGAACUCGUUCGCAUGGUUUACAACUUCCGCCUCGGCCACCGCAAAAUUGGUAUACGCUACUUGGCCAGCUCGGAGGGUACUGCUGGCGGCAAGAUACAGCUAACAGAAACCCGAGAUGGACACGAAAUGGUAGAUAAAUUCGAGCGAGAAAUGGGAGCUCGAAUCAAGGAAAACCACGACUACAUCGACCAGCUGAUAGAACUUUACGGCCCACCUCCAGAAGAUAUGAACAGACUGGGUCGCAACGCCUCGAUGCCUGUUUUGAACAGCCUAGAGCUCCCCGAACUAAGACACACGAGAUUCAAACAUACAUCGGACGUCGCUCUCAAUUUAAUAGGGGGUGUGAUGUCGUUGAUUCCAUCAGUAUCGACCAUAUCAGAAAUGGGACGGUCGUUAAGCUCGCUCAUCAGGAGUCGUUCAUCGACGGUCGUAGCCCGGGAUGACACAUCAGCGGAGGAAUCAAUGACCGAAUCCGAUUCAGAACAAGAGGAUGUCGUCCCAAAACAAAACGAUCUCGUCGAAAAUGCAAGAGUGGCUUUCAGCAAACUAAUCAUCGGCGGCAACCUGGAUUCCGCUGCUGCUCAGAAGUUGAUGCAAUCAUAUGAGGCACUUCUUCAGGCUGCCACAAACCACAAGACGCCGGCUACAAAAUACACGCACAAGAUAGACAAGACUGAAAGAGUACCCGAGAUACCAACAAUCGUCCUAGAAUUAUAGAAUCCAUGAGUGACUACAUUUACUAUUUUUGUAUAUGCUGGGCACCGGCUUAAUAGAUACUAGCAGCUAAAACCUCUACAUAUAUUUGCGUCUACACUGCACCAUUGUAAGCGGGACGGCAAUACACCACCUAUGGCUGUGAACUGCACCAAUUGGCGCGUGCGACUAACGGUCAAUACGUCC